Messenger RNA from Apaloderma vittatum (bar-tailed trogon), 583 nucleotides. It is a transcript of the gene CREBL2, whose product is annotated as cAMP responsive element binding protein-like 2. Gene Ontology annotation, cellular component: nucleus. Gene Ontology annotation, biological process: regulation of DNA-templated transcription. The annotation marks the transcript as partial. Gene Ontology annotation, molecular function: DNA-binding transcription factor activity. The record is from RefSeq and is a predicted model, not a curated record. The transcript is spliced from 3 exons. Lineage: Eukaryota; Metazoa; Chordata; Aves; Trogoniformes; Trogonidae.
GUGGUUGGAGGCAAGGUAAAGAAACCAGGAAAGCGAGGUCGUAAACCAGCCAAAAUAGACUUGAAGGCAAAACUUGAAAGAAGUCGCCAGAGUGCAAGAGAGUGCAGAGCCAGGAAGAAGCUGAGGUACCAGUACCUGGAAGAGCUGGUUUCCAGCAGAGAGCGAGCCAUCUGUGCUCUCAGAGAAGAGCUUGAAAUGUACAAGCAGUGGUGCAUGGCGAUGGACCAAGGGAAAAUCCCCUCUGAAAUAAAAGCCCUGCUAACUGGAGAGGAGCAAGGCAAAGCACAGCAGAACUCAACCAAACUUGCCAAGGCUGGGAAGACAGAAGCAAACAGCAGCAACCCCUGAGGCCAGUGCAGAACCUUCCCUGCUGCAGCAGAGCUUCUGUGUUGGCUGGCAGAGGAACGCUGUUGUGAGAAGUGGAUGCAUCCCCACAUGCAGGGGGAAGGAUCCCAGUCUGCUGUCUUCUCUUUGCUCCUCCCCACAAGAAACUCUUGGAUUACGGUGUUCCUAAGCCUGCGUGGAGUGGGGCUGUAGGUGUUGGUGUAAGCAGAGGCUUGUUCUUCCUUUCUCUACAUCACCC